Molecule: messenger RNA, 274 nt
Organism: Striga hermonthica
Lineage: Eukaryota; Viridiplantae; Streptophyta; Magnoliopsida; Lamiales; Orobanchaceae
Source: the annotation of a GenBank genome assembly
UCAGGCAGUCGAGCGGGUGAUGGGCGUGUAUGCCCGGUUGGGCAUCGCGUACAGCCUCUUCUCGCGGCAGUCGACAGUCGGUUAAGUGCCAGAGCACACCGGCACGUCCCAGUGCAUGUGAUGCGUUCAACCGCACGCCAGUCGGCCUCAGGCAGUGUCCGACAACACGCCCAAGCGUCAUGUGCCGUCAGGGUCGCCCGACAGUGCCCGAGUGGUACUAGUUCACGCCAGCCAACAUCAGUUCACACGUCCUUGUACCCAGUUGCCUAUUGUG